AGUGUAAUAGUUAUCUUCUUCGCUUUGAAUACGAGGGAAACCGGGCAAGGUUCUCAUUAGGUUAGCCAAUUUCAAUUUCUCUUUCACAUAAAUUCAAAUAAAUUAUUAAAAGAGAAAAUUAAAUGAAGAGUAGUUGUUGUUGUACUUGUAGAUCACCAGUUGCAGUUGUUAAAAAUUCACCGAGGAAUAUGAGCUCUGUAUCGUUACCGUCAAAAGUACCGAUUCGGUUUGCGGUUGUGCCUCCCGGUACAAGUCUUUCCAGCGUGAGGCGGACUGUGGAUAUGAAUUCUAGGGCUUUUGGUGCUAGAGCUUCUAUGGUUGAUUCCUAUGAAAGUUCCUCCAAUUUUAUUAGGCGUAUGGAACAAGCUUGGUUAAUUUCUCAGCAACCAAUGCCUGUUUCUUGCUCUUCUUGCCACUCGAACGGGCAUAUUGAGUGCAAAUGGUGUCGAGGCACAGGCUUCUUUAUUCUUGGUGAUAACAUGCUGUGCCAAGUUCCUUCCCGGAACACUACUUGUGUGAUAUGUGCAGGAAGGGGUUCGAUGUGUUGCUCUGAUUGUAAGGGAACAGGAUUUCGAGCCAAAUGGUUGGGGGAGCCUCCUAUUCCUAAGUAAGAGGUGGAAUCUCAAGUUGUUGCCAGUUUACAACUUAGAUGGUUGUAAGAGAUAUCAAAGUGACAUUUCAUUCAUGUUCUCAUUUGUUUUCCCAUUCCUGUUGCAGAAAAUUAUGAUCAACUGAUGAUACUUAUAGUGUCUUUUUAAUUCACAUUUCACAGAACAAACAUACCAUGUAUUAAUUUCAUUUGUAAUUAAAAGUCACCCCAUCUCACCAAUGAAUAUAAACCUAUACUGUAUUAUUUGAAUUCUUAUAA
Pistacia vera is the source of this 868-nucleotide messenger RNA. RefSeq lists its product as uncharacterized. Bases 123 to 611 code for a protein of 162 amino acids. The transcript is spliced from 3 exons. Lineage: Eukaryota; Viridiplantae; Streptophyta; Magnoliopsida; Sapindales; Anacardiaceae. The record is from RefSeq and is a predicted model, not a curated record.